UCUUCAGAAAAGUUUUCAUAACAGUACAUAGGCUACACUUCACCGUUGUGUGCGUUUCCGGAUGCUUCCAAAUUUGAAGAAUGUCUGUCGUGCCAAGAUCAGCUUUAUUUGUUUGUCUUGGAAAUAUUUGUAGAUCUCCUAUUGCGGAAGCAACAUUCAAACAUCUUGUAUCUGAAAGAGGUCAAGCUAACGAUUGGGAUGUUGACAGCGCAGCAACAUCAAGAUAUGAAAUCGGUAAUCCCCCAGAUCCAAGAGGUCAAGCAUGUAUGAAAAGGCAUGAUAUUUUCAAGCAUGUUGAAAAGCACAGAGCGAGACAAAUUACUAAAGAUGAUUAUAACAAAUUUGAUUAUAUUUUUGGAAUGGAUGAUAGUAACAUGAGCGAUUUAAAGCGAAUGGCUCCAAGUGGUGGUCAUAAAGCAAAAUUGUUUAAACUUGGAGAAUUUGAUAGUGAUAAAAGCUGUGAAAGCACCAUAGAGGAUCCAUAUUAUGCAACUGGCGAUAAAGAGUUUGAAGAGGUAUAUGAACAGGUCAAAAGGUCGUGUUCUGGCUUUUUGGAUUCUCUUUGACACUUAUUGAUCCAUAUUUUCAUGAGUUCAGAUCCUAUGCCGUUCACAGCUUCUUCCUAUCACAUUUAAUUCUUGUUUCGUUUUUAUGAAUAUGUUGCUAAUUGAAUUAGUUUCAACUGUG
Styela clava is the source of this 687-nucleotide messenger RNA. RefSeq names its product low molecular weight phosphotyrosine protein phosphatase-like. The record is from RefSeq and is a predicted model, not a curated record. Gene Ontology annotation, biological process: protein dephosphorylation. Gene Ontology annotation, cellular component: cytoplasm. Gene Ontology annotation, molecular function: acid phosphatase activity; non-membrane spanning protein tyrosine phosphatase activity. Lineage: Eukaryota; Metazoa; Chordata; Ascidiacea; Stolidobranchia; Styelidae.